UCUCAUCUAUUGUGUUUUUGUUCCGGUUUCUUUGCUCGUCUUAUUUUGAACUAUUAUUAAAUGAAAAUGAAUUAAAUAUUGUUUAUAAAAUGACGGAAAUAUGGAAUAUUAGUGGUUUAUGUCGGUGCUGUCACGCUGAAGGCAAUUUUACGAGUGUAAACGUGUUUUCUAACGGAGGAAUCGAAGAUGAUUGUCAUGUUUUGUUACGGGAUACUUUCGAUAUUGUUUUAAAUCCUCUACCAAACAGCACUGACACUUACUCCUUGUGCUCCGUCUGUGAGCCGCGGCUAAGGGACGCAGCUCAGUUCAAGAAACAGGUGCUGUUAUGUGAAGAUAAGUUCAAACAGUACCUGUUUAGCUGUGGUUUUAAAGAUGCAGAGGGUGGAAAAGAGCUUAAAAAUGAAUUUACAGACAUUGGCCUUAAAGAAGAAUCCAGUCACGAUGAGCAGGCUGGACUGGACUAUAAAUAUGAUGAAGACAGUCUCCAAGAGCUAGACAUAUUCAUCCAGCCAGCUGAAGAUGACGAUCAGCCGCUGUCAGUGUUGCGCAGCUCCCGAGGGGCGCAGCCCCCGGACAGCGCGGAGCCCGACGCUGAGUGGGCUGCGCCACCUGAGUUGAGCGAUGACGAAGACCGAAAACCCAAAAACCAGAAAACUAAAAAAUACUCCUGCGACAUCUGCCAAAAGAAAUUCUCAUACAACGGCUCUUUAGAAGUCCACAUGAAAGCCCAUAACGGCGAGAAAUCAUUUACAUGCCACCUCUGUAGUACCACACACACAAACAACAAAGAAUUAACGAAACAUAUAACUAUAGCACACAUAGUUGAUAACGCAUAUCCUUGUACAAUUUGCCAAAAGAUAUUCGAGAAAGCUAGACUACUCAAAAAGCACAUAAAAGUCCACUUCGAAGAAAAAUUCAAAUGUACAGAGUGUAAUAAAGAGUUUCAAAGGAAAAAAGGCUUGAAAGAACAUAUGAAAAUACACACAGGGGAGCGGAAAUAUAGUUGUUCGAUUUGUAAUAAAGCUUUCGGUCAUAAUCAGACGUUGAAAUCGCAUAUGUACACUCAUACCGGGGAGAAACCUUAUGUCUGUGACGUUUGUGGACGCCGAUUCCCUCAAAGAACACAUUUAAAACGACAUAUAUUUAUAAUACAUACAGGUAUAAAACCUCAUACUUGUGGUGUGUGUAAUAAACAGUUUUCUAGUAAGAGUUAUUUAGCUAUACAUGAGCGACAACAUACGGGAGAAAAACCUUAUUCUUGUGAGGUUUGUAAGAAAGAUUUCACGGCGUACACGACUUUGAAAGUCCAUAUGAGAGUGCACACAGGUUUUAAGCCCUACACCUGCAGUUUUUGCAACCGCCAAUUCGCCCAAAUGGCCAGUUUUAAACUCCACCAAAGAACACAUACAGGCGAAAAACCGUUUUCUUGUAAAGUCUGCAAAAAACCGUUCUCAGAUAAUGGGUACCUAAAAAUUCAUAUGCGCGUUCAUUCUGGUGAGAAACCAUUUUCCUGUGAAGUGUGUAAACGAUGUUUCAGAGAAACUGGUCAAUUGAAAAGACAUAUGCGAGUUCACACUGGUAUUAAGCCUUAUACUUGUAAAAUUUGUAACAAACAAAUAGGUAAUUUAUCCAAGCAUAUGAGGGUGCAUUCAGAAGAAAGGCCUUUUAGUUGUAAUAUUUGUAGUAAGCAGUUUUCUAUAAACGGUAAUUUGAAGUUACAUAUGAGAAUUCAUACUGGGGAGAAACCUUUUGCUUGUGAGAUAUGUAAUAGUCAGUUCACUCAGAGCAGUGGAUUGAAGCGUCAUAGGUGCACUCAUGUUGAAAAAAAUGAUGGUUUGAGUUCUUAGAGCUAUAAUUUAGUUUCUAUUAUACUUGUAUAAUAAAGAGCUAAAAAAGUGAGUUUUCCAGAAAUUGGUAAGUAGGUAAAUACUUUUACUAAGGUAAUCCUUAAACUUUUAGGAAUCAUAAAAUCUAUUCGUUUUUUGAGAGUUAUUUUUAUUCGGUAGCUAGUUUGAUGCUAAACUACAGGAAAUAU
This is a messenger RNA of Helicoverpa armigera (cotton bollworm), 2035 nucleotides long. Its product is annotated as gastrula zinc finger protein XlCGF57.1. The record is from RefSeq and is a predicted model, not a curated record. Gene Ontology annotation, biological process: regulation of transcription by RNA polymerase II. Bases 90 to 1847 code for a protein of 585 amino acids. Lineage: Eukaryota; Metazoa; Arthropoda; Insecta; Lepidoptera; Noctuidae. The transcript is spliced from 6 exons. Gene Ontology annotation, molecular function: zinc ion binding; DNA-binding transcription factor activity, RNA polymerase II-specific. Gene Ontology annotation, cellular component: nucleus.